Messenger RNA from Ziziphus jujuba (common jujube), 962 nucleotides. RefSeq names its product CASP-like protein 1F1. The record is from RefSeq and is a predicted model, not a curated record. The coding region runs from base 158 to 703 and encodes 181 amino acids. NCBI's taxonomy places the organism in Eukaryota, Viridiplantae, Streptophyta, Magnoliopsida, Rosales, Rhamnaceae. The transcript has 3 exons.
UUUCUCUCUAUCUAUCCGUUUCGUUUUGCUUCGGCUUCUUUAUCCAUCUCUCUCCACUGUUUUCUCAACUCUGUUUUUUCCUCUGUUUUCUUAAGCUUUUGUUUUCUGAGUUUUUUUUUUCUUUUCUUUUUGUUUUUUCUUCCAAAGAUCUCUGGCAAUGUCGACCAUAGAAUCUAAAUUCGAGCAAAACCCACCUCUUAAAACCGAGAAAAUUUUUCUUGGAUUCCAAAUUUGCGUGAGAAUUUUGGCCACUGCCUCUACAUUGGUUGCAACAUGGAUGGUUCUCACUAGCAAACAGUCUACAGAGAUCAUUGGCAUGAAAUUCGAUGCCCGAUACAGCUAUUCCCCUGCUUACAAGUUCUUCGCUGUGGCAAACGCCAUUGCUUGUGUGUUUUCUGUGCUGUCUUUGUUUCUUGUUUUCCUUCUCAAACGUCAAUGCUCCAACCCUGCCAACUACUUCUUCCUGUUCCUUCAUGAUUUGUUCAUGGCGUUACUAGUUCUCGCUGGAUGUGCAGCCGCAACAGCAAUAGGGUACGUGGGGAAGCAUGGGAAUGACCAUUCGGGUUGGCAGCCAAUUUGUGAUCACUUUGGCAAAUUCUGUAAAAGAAUCACAAAUUCUGUGAUAUUGUCUUACUUGGCUGUCUUUUUCUUGCUCAUGCUCACCAUCUCUUCUGCAAGCAAAUCUAGACAGAUUCAGGUUUAGACUUUAAGAUCAUACCCAUUUCAUCUUCAUAUAUAAUAACAACAAGAAGGACCAGUAGAUGAUAAUGGAAUAUAUCUAUCUAUCUAUCUUUUGCAUAGGCUCUGUUGUAUUUUUGUGCAAAUUAUGUAUCUGCUAUUGUAUCGUUUGGUUUUUUAGGCAAAACUUAGCAACAGCUUUGUUUUUAAGUAGCAAAUGAAACUACAGAUUGAAAGUUGUAAAACUUUUAUACUUCUGUUUAGUUCAAUUUUAUUUGGAUCAA